AUGAUGCCUCCGAAGAAAGAAUCUAACCCGUUUAAAAAACCACGCGAUAGGAAGCCCAAACGGAAAGUUAGGCCGAACCGUAAGCGCGGGACGAAAUCGGCGAUUCCAUCACGCGCUGUCAAGAAAGAGCGGUCAACCGGUCUUUCGAAGGCAGCGAAAUGGAGCAUAGGAAUCGUGACGGUUAUAUUGGUUCUAUCGGGUAUUGCGGCAGGGCUGUUCCUUUACUUCUUAUAUUAUACAACGGAAGAGGUCACGAUUGCCAUCCAACCGUACCCGGAGGACAUGAGAUACCCCAAAAGAGAGGAGUAG
Molecule: messenger RNA, 309 nt
Organism: Babesia ovata
Lineage: Eukaryota; Apicomplexa; Aconoidasida; Piroplasmida; Babesiidae
Exons: 1
Coding region: 1-309 (102 amino acids)
Source: RefSeq, a predicted model, not a curated record